Pyrus x bretschneideri (Chinese white pear) is the source of this 2556-nucleotide messenger RNA. RefSeq names its product pentatricopeptide repeat-containing protein At5g48910-like. Gene Ontology annotation, molecular function: protein binding; zinc ion binding; RNA binding. The record is from RefSeq and is a predicted model, not a curated record. The transcript has a single exon. Lineage: Eukaryota; Viridiplantae; Streptophyta; Magnoliopsida; Rosales; Rosaceae. Bases 1 to 2556 code for a protein of 851 amino acids. Gene Ontology annotation, biological process: RNA modification.
AUGGCCGUAGCCAUUCCUGCUCUUCUCUCAAGCUUAUCUUCCACACAAAAAACAACCAAAAAUGAAGUCUUUAAUCAAACCACCCGAGGAUCAAACUGCGCCAUCACCUUGUUGAGAUCCUGCUCAAACCUCAGAGAAUUCGCACCGAUCCACGCCCGAUUAAUCACCACAAACCUCAUCCGUGACCCCUCCACGGCGAGCCACGCUCUCUGGUUCUUCAUCACCAUCGAACAUUCUCAUCAUGCUCAUCAAAUUUUCAGCCAAACCCACGAGACAGAGACCGUUAUUUGUAACACCCUUAUGGAAAACAAGCUCCGAAAUGGAGCUUUUAGAGAUGUACUUGUAACUUACUGUUAUAUGGUCAGUGAAGGAGUGCCUUUGGAUGCAUCCACUUUCCACUUCUUGAUUCAUGCUUGUUCGAGGCUUUUGGCCUUUCGACACGGGACAGAGAUCCAUGGACGGAUUUUGAAAAAUGGGUUGGGGGACAAUAGGUCCCUGGUUAACAAUUUGAUGGGAUUGUAUUCGAAAUGUGGGAAGGUGGAUGAAGUGCGGCAGCUGUUUGAGGUAUUGCCUGAGAGAGAUGUGGUUAGUUGGAAUACGAUGAUAUCGUGCAAUGUGCGCAUGGGAAUGUGUUGUGAGGCUUUGAGUUUGUUUCAGGAAAUGCAGGCUGAUGGGGUCAAACCCGAUGGGAUUACGAUGCUUAGCUUAGUUUCGGCGUGCGCAAAGCUGAGGGAUUUGGAAACGGGGGAAGAGUUGCACCGGUAUAUUGAGGAGAAUGGAUUGGAAAUUGGGGGGAAUUUGAUGAAUUGUAUGGUGGAUAUGUAUGUCAAGUGUGGGAGAAUGGAUAAGGCACUUGAGCUUGUUGGUAGAGGAAGCUCUGAGAUUGAUAUUGUUUUGGGGACUAUUAUGGUUGGUGGGUAUGUGAAAUUUAAUGAAAUAUGUGCUGCUAGGCGCCUGUUCGAUCAGAUGGCAGAAAAGAACUUGAUUUCAUGGAUGACGAUGAUUUCGGGUUAUGUUCAAGGAGGUUACCAUAAGGAAAGUCUGGAGUUGUUUAGGCAAAUGAGGGAAACAGAUUUGAUCCCAGAUGAUGUUCUUAUGGUCACAGUACUUUCGGCAUGUGUUCACGUGGGAGAUUCCGGGUUAGGCAGAUCCAUUCACGGUCUGGUUGUCAAAUAUGGAAUGAAUGUUGAAGGAUUUCUUGGGAAUGCUCUGAUAGAUUUGUAUGCCAAAUGUGACAGGCUGCCCGAGGCUUGCUUAGUUUUUGAGCAGUUGCCUUGCAAGAGUGUCGUUUCGUGGAAUUCGAUGUUGGAUGCGUUUUGCAGAAGUGGAGAUGUUAGGAAGGCUAGACUCUUCUUCAAUGAGAUCCCUGAGAAGGAUGUGGUCUCGUGGAACACCAUGAUCAACUGCUAUUCUAUGUCUCAUCGAUUCGGGGAAGUGUUUGGGUUGUUCCGUAAGAUGCAGAGUUCAAAUGUACAACCCGACAAUGUCACGUUAGUCAGUGUACUAUCUUCCUGUGCCAGUGUUGCAGCCCUGAAUCAUGGCAUUUGGGUUCAUGUCUACAUAAAAAAGAAACACAUUGAAGUAGAUAACAUGUUGGGAACUGCUCUGAUCGACAUGUAUGGAAAGUGCGGAUGCAUCGAAAAAGCCUACGAGAUAUUCUCAGAGAUGGCUGAAAGAAAUGUGUUUGUGUGGACUGCUAUGAUAGCGGCACAUGCCAUGGAAGGGCAAGCCAUGAAAGCUAUUGAUCUCUACACAAAAAUGGAAGCCCUAUCAAUAAAGCCGGAUCACGUCACUUUCGUAGCUCUUCUAUCUGCUUGUAGCCAUGGAGGCUUAGUCAAUGAAGGAUACAGAUACUUCAACAAGAUGAGUAAUGUCUACAACAUUGUUCCUAAGAUCCAGCACUAUGGUUGUAUGGUUGAUCUCCUAGGUCGCGUCGGGUGCUUAGACGAGGCAGUAAAAUUCAUCGAAAACAUGCCCAUUAAACCAGAUAUCUCUAUUUGGAGUUCCUUGUUGAGAGCAUGUGGAAGCCAUCAGAACGUAACCCUUGCAGAAAAAGCAUUUCAGCAACUCAUAGAAAUAGACCCUCAAAGUGCUUCUGCUUAUGCUCUUCUUUCCAACAUUUAUGAAAAAGCUGGAAGAUUGGAUGACGUGAGCUGGGCAAGAAAGAAGCUACAUGAACUAGGAGUGAGAAAGCAGCCAGGAUGCAGUCUGAUAGAACAGGAUGGAAAUGUACACGCAUUUACAGCUUGGGAUUUUUCAGACCCUCAAUCUGCUGAGAUUUAUGCAAUGCUGGAUGAGAUGAAGUGCUUACUACAAAAGCAGAAGCCGGAAGAAACUUCAGCUUACCACAGUGAAAGACUGGCAGUUGCUUUUGGUCUUAUAAGCAACCCUCCGAGAACUCCAAUUCGAGUAGUGAAUAAUCUGCAGAUAUGCAGAGAUUGCCAUUCAGCUAUGAAACUGAUAUCACAGGCGUAUAACAGAGAGAUUGUAAUCAGAGAUAACUACAGAUUCCAUCGGUUCGUUGACGGAAACUGCACUUGUAAAGAUUGUUGGUGA